AUGGAAGAUCCAUCAUUACAAAUCCAUUUUAAAGGACACAAAGACUCCAUCACAUGUGUCGACUUCAACCCAACUGGAAAGCAGCUAGCUUCCUGCUCUAUGGAUGCAUGUUUAAUGAUUUGGAACAUUAAGCCACAGACGCGAGCAUAUAAGUUUAGUGGCCACAAAGACGCUAUAUUCUGCGUUCGAUUCUCACCGACUGGUGAACUUAUACUAACUGCUUCUAGGGAUAAGACAGUAAAAUUAUGGAUUCCGAGCAUAAAAGGAGAGUCCAUCACCUUUCGCGCCCAUACUGCAGCAGUUCGGUGGGUUGAUGUGUCCGCUGAUGACUCAAGGAUGUGUACAGCUUCAUCAGACAAGUCGGUAAAAGUUUGGAGUUUACAUAGACAAAAGUUCUUGUUCUCUUUAAACCAACAUGUGAAUUGGGUGAGGUGCUGUCGUUUUUCACCUGACUCACGCCUUAUCAUAUCUUCAUCAGAUGAUAAAACUAUUAAGUUAUGGGACACUGAGACGCAAGGUUGUGUACAUACCUUCCAAGAAGCUGGUGGCUUUGCUUCACAUCUGGACUUUCACCCAAAUGGGAACUGCUUUGCAUCGGGAAGUACGAAUUGCACAGUUAAGCUUUGGGACUUAAGGAUGAACCGUCUACUUCAACAUUAUGAUGAUCAUACCGGUCCAGUACAUAAAGUUGCUUGUCAUCCCAAUGGUCAUGUUCUGCUCUCUGCAUCUGAAGACUCAACACUGAAAAUAUUUGACCUCCUUGAGGGUCGUCCACUUUUUACACUUCAGGGACAUCAGGGACCUAUUACUGCAGCAGCAUUUUCUGCGUCUGGUGAUCAUUUUGCAUCUGGUGGGAGUGAUGAACAGGUGUUUUUAUGGCGCACGAAUGGGUGUGCUAGAAUGACUACUAAUAUUCCAGACAACAGUUCACAUCCAAUUCACACAACUUCUAAUCCUGAUGGUUCCAAAUCUCGUGACAAAUCUAUUCAAAUUAAUAGUCAUCUUAUAUGUCCUAAAUCUGAUCCUCAAGUAACGUCAAGUGAAGUGCAUGAAAAAGCGGAAAAACCAUCACUCGCUACUUCUGAAGCUGCUGUCGACUUUCAUGAAACUACUAACAGUGGAGCACAGAACCCGACUACUUCCGUUAAGUGUCAUUUUCCGCCUGAUUUCCGUACCCACUCUGGUGUUAUCUCAUCAAUGACUUUACCAUUAACGUCAAAUAUGAAUUUUCUACAAGCUAAUUCGAAAACAGCAAGUGGUCUAGAAAGUGAACGCCAAAAUGUCCCACCACCACUAUCUACAACACUUGAACAUAUUGUUUCACAACUAGAUAUUUUAACUCAGACCGUUUCACUUUUGGAACAACGUCUCACUCUUCUGGAGAAUAAAUGA
This is a messenger RNA of Schistosoma curassoni, 1392 nucleotides long. NCBI's taxonomy places the organism in Eukaryota, Metazoa, Platyhelminthes, Trematoda, Strigeidida, Schistosomatidae. The record is from the annotation of a GenBank genome assembly.